GAGGAACUCACGGUUACGCGUUAGUCCCUUUUAAACAGCCGUGUGAUUCACUUCGUUCGUAAUAAAAUAAACUGAAAGCAGAGAAAAGCUGCUGCGAAUCAGUUGUUAACUUGCAUUUAACAAACAAACCAAUUCCGCUGACCACUGGUGAUGUCACAGCUGCGCUCGAAAGUCAUUAGCCUCUACAAGCACUUGCAGUAUUUGGGCCGCGAAUAUCCCGGCCUGAACGGGCCGCAGAAGUUCAGGAAGCAGAUCCACGAUGCCUUCAUGAACCACAAGGACGAGCAGGAUCCCAAGAAGAUCGUCGCCCUGCUGGCCCAAGGACGCUACUUGGCCAAGGAGGUGGAGGCCCUGUACUCCCUAAAGAAGUACCGUAGUGUCAAGCAGCGCUAUAGCUACAAUGACUAAGUGGGCGGAACGUAAAACGGCGGGCGGUAGGCGUGGCAGCGAUGCGGAAAUCGCGGCGAAAAUUCAAGGACUGAUGCUGGGGAUUGGGGGGAGCACGAAGAUGGAGGUGUAGAAAGAAUCAUGAGAAUAUGAUACGUUUCGCCUUGCUUGUCGCACACAAAAACCCAAAAAAUAUACAUACUGAUAUGCAUAUUGUUCGGCAAAGAAAAAAAAACGCAACCCAAAACACACAAUAAUAAUUUCAAAUGUCUUGUCAAUGUCCAACUUAAAGUUUGUUAUUGAGGCACCAAAAAAAGCGAAAAACGAGCCGUAGCGAAUAAACGAAGCCGCCAUUGAAUAAACCAACUGACUUUUAUGAUUUCAAAA
Messenger RNA from Drosophila simulans, 774 nucleotides. It is a transcript of the gene osi, whose product is annotated as electron transfer flavoprotein regulatory factor 1. Gene Ontology annotation, cellular component: mitochondrion. The transcript is spliced from 2 exons. The record is from RefSeq and is a predicted model, not a curated record. Gene Ontology annotation, biological process: respiratory electron transport chain. NCBI's taxonomy places the organism in Eukaryota, Metazoa, Arthropoda, Insecta, Diptera, Drosophilidae. The coding region runs from base 151 to 408 and encodes 85 amino acids.